Messenger RNA from Amphibalanus amphitrite, 1149 nucleotides. Its product is annotated as serine/threonine-protein kinase/endoribonuclease IRE1-like. Gene Ontology annotation, molecular function: ATP binding; protein serine/threonine kinase activity; RNA endonuclease activity. Gene Ontology annotation, biological process: protein phosphorylation; IRE1-mediated unfolded protein response; intrinsic apoptotic signaling pathway in response to endoplasmic reticulum stress. The transcript is spliced from 9 exons. The record is from RefSeq and is a predicted model, not a curated record. Gene Ontology annotation, cellular component: IRE1-TRAF2-ASK1 complex. The coding region runs from base 117 to 1085 and encodes 322 amino acids. Lineage: Eukaryota; Metazoa; Arthropoda; Thecostraca; Balanomorpha; Balanidae.
CGCUGUGACUGUACCCAUCGAGGGAAUUUGUCUUAGUGGUCUGCUGGAGACUGACUUAGCUAUCUGCUUCGUGCCUGAGGCUGGGAUCAUACCCAAGUUCCUGGGAAGAUUCUAGCAUGGCAACAACUGGCCAACCUUCUUCAGAAAGGAACACCCUGCCUAUCACUAGCAAUGAAAAAAUCGACGGAGACGUUACCACCAUUGGGAGCAUCACGUUCGCCCAAAGCGGCUUCUUGGGAAAGGGUGCCUUAUCUACUGUCUUUCGAGGAAAAUGCGACAAGCGGAAAGAAGUGGCAAUAAAGCGCAUCCAUUACCGCACCGAAGAGGAGCGACUGCUGAUAGAAAAUGAAGUCGACAACCUGUUGAAAGUCGAGGACUAUGAUGUGAAGGUCAUCAGAUACUUUACAACGCAAAGGACUGCCAACUUCUACUAUAUUGCGAUGGAGUUGGCACUGGGUACAGUGGAAGACUACGUGGAAAGGAAACAGGAAGUGGCCAAAUCUGGUAUGGACGAGCUUGAUAAUCUCGAUGCGAUCAGCAUUCUCCGAGAUUCAUCCAAUGCACUUGAAUGGCUGCACGAGAAAAGUAUCGUUCAUCGUGACAUCAAGCCGUCCAACCUGAUGCUGGUGAAAAGCAAAAAAGGCGAGAUCGUGACAAAGCUGGCCGAUUUUGGCAUAUCCAAGGAGAUGACAGCUACCAAAAUACAAAUGACCGCUGGCAUCGGUACCCUGGAUUGGAUGGCUCCGGAAGCCCAUACGGGUGGAUAUCAACAGGGAACCGAGAAGACAGCUGACAUCUUUUCGCUCGGAUGUGUCUUCCACUUCAUCAUCUUCUCCGGAAAGCAUCCUUUCGGCGAUCUGUCCGACAGGAUGGCAAACAUCCAACAGGGAAAACCGUGCCUCGCGAACAUUGAAGAUCCCAAAUCAGUGAGCGUAGCGACAAGGCAUCUGAUAGAAGAAAUGCUACAGAUAGAUCCAACGGAAAGGCCAUCGAGUACGUACGUGGUCAACCAUCCGGCUUUGUGGACAACAGAGAAAACGAAGGAGUUUUUUUCAGGAUGUCAGCGACCGCAUCAAAGCCGGUAAAGAACUUGGCUCUGCGCUGGAGGAGGCUGUCAAUGAAGAUCUCCCUCUGGCGUUCGUCGAAGAA